Plodia interpunctella (Indianmeal moth) is the source of this 769-nucleotide messenger RNA. It is a transcript of the gene RpL19, whose product is annotated as Ribosomal protein L19. The transcript has 5 exons. Gene Ontology annotation, biological process: translation. The record is from RefSeq and is a predicted model, not a curated record. Lineage: Eukaryota; Metazoa; Arthropoda; Insecta; Lepidoptera; Pyralidae. The coding region runs from base 130 to 732 and encodes 200 amino acids. Gene Ontology annotation, molecular function: RNA binding; structural constituent of ribosome. Gene Ontology annotation, cellular component: cytosolic large ribosomal subunit; ribosome.
CAUGGAAUCGAAUCGAAAUCGAGAGUCCAAUACCCGCGUCUCAACUCUAUGCACUGUUUUUUACUGGCAACACUGAUAUAGGCGGCCAUAUUUUUCUUUCUUGUAUGCGUUGGAUCUCACCGUGUCACGAUGAGUUCCCUAAAGCUGCAGAAGAGGCUUGCAGCCUCUGUUAUGCGAUGUGGCAAAAAGAAGGUGUGGUUGGAUCCAAAUGAAAUCAGCGAAAUCGCUAACACAAACUCCAGACAGAACAUCCGUAAAAUGAUCAAGGAUGGUCUUGUCAUCAAGAAACCCGUAGCAGUUCACUCGCGCGCCCGUGUCCGCAAGAACACAGAGGCUAGGAGAAAAGGUCGUCAUUGUGGCUUUGGAAAAAGAAGAGGUACAGCCAAUGCUCGUAUGCCACAAAAGGAACUAUGGGUACAACGGCAAAGGGUAUUGCGAAAACUGCUGCUCAAGUACAGAACAGCCAAGAAAAUCGACAGACAUCUGUACCACGCCCUGUACAUGAAGGCGAAGGGUAAUGUCUUCAAGAACAAGCGUGUGCUCAUGGAGUACAUCCACAGGAAGAAGGCUGAGAAGGCUAGGACUAAGAUGCUUAGUGACCAGGCCGAGGCCCGCCGUAACAAGGUGAAGGAGGCGCGCAAGCGGCGCGAGGAGCGGAUUGCAGCGAAGAAGGAGGAGCUCCUCCAGACCUUCGCGAGGGAGGACGAGGCCGCCGUCACCGCCAAGAAGUGAACUAGGAUAAAUAUCCAAUAAACAUAAAAAAUCCAAA